CCUCUCUCACACUUACUCUUUCUGCAGGACGAGGUGGCUAUGGAGCCUCUGAGCAUCACCGUGGUGUUGGUUAGUCUCAGCAGUUUCCUCGUCUCUCAGUGGAUCUUUUACGUCGCAUGCCCAUGGCUGUCCGAGCGCCUCAUUCCAGCUUUCCUCACACUCACACACAAGCAGAGGACAGAGUGGAGCUCCAGGGCCGUUUCCACAUUCCAUGCUUUGGUCGUGGGACUUUUUUGUCUCUACAUAUUAGUUUUUGAUGAAGCUAUCAAGAAAGACCCCAUUUGGGGAGAUCCAACGCUGGUAAAACUGAACGUGGGUGUAACCACAGGCUACCUCAUCUCAGAUCUGCUGCUUAUGAUCUACUUCUGGGAUUUCAUAGGAGAGAAGUAUUUUGUCAUACACCACCUUGCUGCUCUUUAUGCUUAUUAUUAUGUACUGAGUCAGGGAAUAUUGCCCUAUUUUGCCAAUUUCCGUCUGCUUGCUGAAUUCUCCACCCCCUUUGUGAACCAGAGGUGGUUUCUUCAGGUUCUGGUCUAUGACAAGCUUUCCAAACCCAGUCUUGUUAAUGGAGUAGCCAUGGCGUGCUCUUUUUUCCUGGUGAGGAUCGCAGUCAUCCCAGUCUACUACAGCCAAAUGUACAAUGUGUAUGGUACCGAGGCUUUCUACAGACUCACACUGGGGGCUCGCAGUGCCUGGAUCCUCAGCAGCCUCUGCCUUGACAUCAUGAAUGUCAUGUGGAUGCGCAAGAUCCUUCGGGGCUGCCUCAAAGUUCUACACUCCAGCAGAGGCCAAAAACCAGUGACAGAAUUAGAGAAGCCAAAAACUGACUGAGACUGAGAAAGUUAAGCUUAGUCAACUUUU
This is a messenger RNA of Ictalurus furcatus (blue catfish), 861 nucleotides long. RefSeq names its product TLC domain-containing protein 4-B-like. The transcript is spliced from 6 exons. The record is from RefSeq and is a predicted model, not a curated record. Gene Ontology annotation, cellular component: endoplasmic reticulum; membrane. NCBI's taxonomy places the organism in Eukaryota, Metazoa, Chordata, Actinopteri, Siluriformes, Ictaluridae. Bases 40 to 831 code for a protein of 263 amino acids. Gene Ontology annotation, biological process: lipid homeostasis.